Athalia rosae (coleseed sawfly) is the source of this 1138-nucleotide messenger RNA. RefSeq names its product proteasome inhibitor PI31 subunit (gene PI31). Gene Ontology annotation, molecular function: proteasome binding; endopeptidase inhibitor activity. The record is from RefSeq and is a predicted model, not a curated record. Bases 152 to 1030 code for a protein of 292 amino acids. Gene Ontology annotation, biological process: proteasome-mediated ubiquitin-dependent protein catabolic process. The transcript has 5 exons. NCBI's taxonomy places the organism in Eukaryota, Metazoa, Arthropoda, Insecta, Hymenoptera, Athaliidae.
AGUCACAUAACUACCGGAAACAUGUGUUUCAGCCAAUGAGCGAUUUGACAGCUGCGCACAAACUUCAUGCUAUUUACGUUUUAUUUUACCAUGUAACCAUUUAUCCUGCGUCAUUGUUAGUUGCUGUUAAUUUUCAUUGACAACUAGAAUUAUGGCGAGCGAAAUAUGUGAUAUUUUUGGAUAUGAGUUACUUUACAAAUUGGUAGAGAAGCAAAUCAAGAAGAAGGAUGACGUUCUGAUCACCCUUGUGCAUUGGUAUUUGAUCAAAAGUGGAUUCAGAUGUAUUGGCACUGGUGACGCGAAAAGCUUUGACUCAGCAGACACUGGUUCAGAAUUGCUACCCGAGGACUGGAAUCAAAAACCAAAUUACACUUUGCGAUAUUUGAAAGAAGGAAAAUUAUACAUUCUAAUCGGAACAAGAUCAGACGCAGAUUUACUUCUGAAUCUGAUGCGAAUCGAAGAUCACAGUGUGUCCAAUAUCCAGUUUGCUGUUGAUACAGAUGUAACUUCCUUGAAUGGAAAGCUAUCUACAUUGAUUCCAACAUUCCAAGCUGUUAUAAAAAUCAUCAAAACAGAUCUAGUCGAACCUGUUUACACAGGCAAUACCCGGGAAACAUACUCACAAACAGAGUCAGGAAGUUCUACCACCGAACACGUUGUACGGGACUAUGAUCCUCUAAGGGUAGAUCCACCUCGUAGGCCAGGCCCUGCUGUUCCUCGUUGGGACCCGUUGGCUGAUCCCAGAAAUGUGGGUAGAUCAGAUCUAGAUCCUUUUUCGGGCCCAUCACGUGGUGGAGGAAUGCUCUUUGAUCCGUUCGGCCCAAACCCAUUAGGACGCAGUCCGCUUGGUCCAAGAGUCCCAGGAGGUCCAGGGGGUUUAGGAGUUCCUGGGCGUUUGCCACCGGGUGCAGUUCCUCCUGGCGCACGUUUUGAUCCGUUUGGUCCUCCAGACAUCAAUCAGCCCCGAAUUCCAAGAGGACCUGACAAUGACCACCUACCACCUCCAGGAUACGAAGACAUGUUCAUGUAGACGACCAUAAUCGACUGUAAAAGGAUGACAUAUAGGGAUGCCUGAAUAUUUAAUAUGAAAGUGAAAACCUUUGAUACUUAUUUUUCCAAUAAAUUACUUUUAAAUUAG